Messenger RNA from Pistacia vera, 688 nucleotides. RefSeq lists its product as uncharacterized. The transcript has 7 exons. Gene Ontology annotation, biological process: proteasome assembly. NCBI's taxonomy places the organism in Eukaryota, Viridiplantae, Streptophyta, Magnoliopsida, Sapindales, Anacardiaceae. The coding region runs from base 71 to 439 and encodes 122 amino acids. The record is from RefSeq and is a predicted model, not a curated record.
AAAGACAAAAAAAAAAAAAAAAACCUAAAGCUGAGAGCGAGAUCCCGCGUGCUGUGUUAAGGACAUAAUUAUGAACAGUCAAAGCUUUCCAGUUCCUCACAAGAAGUUCUCAGUUGAUAUAAAGGGAAACAAAACAGAUAUAGUCCUAUGCAGUUACGAUGAUCAUUUUCUUGUUAUUGCUACUCAGAUAGGAACUAUGGGGACAAUCCUGCAAGCCAGGAAAGAGGAAGGAAUGUCAGUCAAUCCGACUUUCAAUGUGUCUGUAGUAUUUGGAAAACGAGAUGAGCCAAUGCUAGUGGCAUGUGCUCGUCAGUUGGUUGAACACAUAAGUCGCUCUGGCUCCUCUGAGCCGCUGGUGCUUUCUCUUGGCCUUAAAGAUCAUUCUGUGGAGACAUUGAAAGGAAUUGUUUUUGCUGUCACUGAGAAUCGCCUUUGGUGACUGGAAUGUUGUUUUGUUCAGACGUUUUCCUCCGAUUUUGCAUACAUUCAAGUAAUACAACCUCCUCACCUUUUAAUUACUAUUAAUCAAGUAUCCCAUCAGUCGCAUUUCAAAUUACAUCAUCAAAGAUGUUAUUUCUUUGAGAUCUUGCAAAAUUUGUAAUGGAAUAGGAGAAAUUAAUUAGUACAUUUGUAGGUGCAAUUUUCUGAUAUACUUUCUAUCCGUUUCAUAUAUAAUACUUUGAAGUUU